CCUUUCUGUGGUUUUAGAAUCCGAUAGACAGCGUUAUGAAAGGUUCACCUUGACCUCUUAGUAUCUAAAUAAAAAGGGAUUUUCUACGAGAUGCAAAGCAUUGUGAAUUCACUAGCUGACCAAAGCAGAAACAUGCCAAUUGUACAAACGUUAAUCUUCUUAAUAUUAGUUCUGUUACAGAGUCAUUAUGUUACAGCUCAUGGUCGAUUAAUUGAACCCGCCAGCCGCUCUAGUAUGUGGCGUUUCGGCUUUGCCAAUCCUAUCAAUUAUAACGACAAUGAACUUUACUGCGGUGGCUUUUCUGCGUUGUGGAAAAAAAAUGGCGGAAGAUGUGGGGUGUGUGGAGAUCCUUUCGAUGGCACACGUGAAAACGAAGCGGGUGGUAAAUAUGCUAACGGAAUAAUAGCAGCCCGAUACACACAAGGGGAACUAAUAAAUGUAACUAUACAAUUAACAACAAACCAUUUAGGCGGAUACUUUGAAUUUAAUCUCUGUCCAGUAAACGACCCUAAAAGACGGGCAGAUGAAAACUGCAUGCUCAAUCAUCCUGUGUUGACAUUAGAUGGAAAGCGACGCUAUACUUUAAGGACAUCGACUUCAGGUUUAUUUCACAUAACUCUCCGAUUACCACAAGGCGUUUACUGUAAACAAUGCGUGUUUCGAUGGAAAUAUAAUGCAGGUACACAAUGGAAUUGUGAUGGUACUAAAUGUUGCCUUGGAUGUGGUAAUCAAGAACAGUUUUAUGCAUGCUCUGAUGUUUUGAUUUCUCCAAGAAAUGUAUUUGAUUGGAAAACAACUACGGUGCCAAGUAGCAAUAAAGAAUGUGAAGCCAAGCUACCAUGGCGAAACAACCCCAGAGCUACACCUUGGUGUAAGCUUCGUUGUUCGCAAAAUAGAUGUCCUCACAAGUAUUGCGAAGCAGCUUGCUACCUUUUAGUACCGCAAGGGUUUGGAAGGUCUUCAAAUUCAUAUUCUAGCCAAUAUCAAGACCAGUUUUUGAAAGCUCUGCUACGCGCCAGUAAUUCCAAGGCUUACGCAAAUGGAUUAAAUAAAACAAUGGAAACAGGAAAAUAGUGAUUUACACAGAACGAAUUUCAAAUGAUAUAUAUAUAUAUAUAUAUAUAUAUAUAUAUACAUAUGUUAUACAUAUACAUUAUAUAUAUAUAUAUAUAUAUAUAUAUAUAUAUAUACACACAUACAUAACGUAUGUAUGUAUAUUCCUUCCAUUUUGUUGAGGUAAACCCUUUAGCAUUUAAAUUAUUCUGUCAAAUAAUAUGUUUAUUUACCUUUUAUCUUCAUUAAUCAUGCAUUAUCUCCAAGCUUUGAGAUUUUGAUUAUCUGAUUGUUUAUUUUUAGAAUGACAUUGUAGGAUAGGUGGGAGAGGCUAGAUCUGGCCUGCUUGAACAUAAAACAGGUAGAAUACUUUCUAAAUGCUCACGGGUUUAAUGAAUACCUCAAGAGAAAUGAAUUCUGGACUGCGUUUUCUCAGAUAUUUUAAUAUUUUAAUAUUUUGGUAUUUCAAUAUUGCAAGAAUUAUAUACAAAAAUUCUCCGAAAUAAACGUUAGGACAAUAUUUCAUCCUUCAGAUUCUUUAUCUAUUGAGUAGCGGAAGAACUCUUUAAAGAUUUUAAACAUUUGUACAUAUUUGUCGAAAGAACAUGAAUAAAAAUAUUAUGAUUGUCGUA
Octopus bimaculoides (California two-spot octopus) is the source of this 1685-nucleotide messenger RNA. RefSeq lists its product as uncharacterized. NCBI's taxonomy places the organism in Eukaryota, Metazoa, Mollusca, Cephalopoda, Octopoda, Octopodidae. The record is from RefSeq and is a predicted model, not a curated record.